CUGCAGGACGUGGAGCAGCAGCUCUGAUCCAGUCUGCGGCUUCUGUUCCCAGAGCUGCGCCCAUUAACCAGCGGUGCUCCAUUUGCUGUCCCGCAGAACAGUGAGUGUUGUCCUCCUGCUGUAGAGCCACAGGACACGUUCUGUCUGGAGAGAGGAGGCCUGGGACAGACGGGACACACGGGCUGGUUUUUCUCUGGAUACCUGACGCCUUCCAGGGUUUGUUCCACCAAAAACAAUGAGGGCAAGGCACUGAGGCUGUGACUGGAGCCAAUUAGGCUAGUUAGCUAGCUGCACUGCUGCUCACUGGGAAGUUCCACAGUAAACCUCUCGGCUGACGCCGGCGUGUGCUUGUGGAGCUUGUUUCUUCCACUAGCAGCGGGAUAAAAAGGGGAUUUGUCCCUGUUGGUCACAACCAAACCACCUGCCUGGUGAAUUGGACCUCCAUCUCUGUAGGAAAUAGAGCCACGCUAGACGGAAACGCAGUGUUUGAUUUUUCACCAUGUUUAAUCUAAUGAAAAAGGAUAAGGAGAGGGAAGGGAGUAGGAAGGAGAAGAAAGAUAAAAAGGAGAGGAUGUCUCCAGCAGAGCUGCGCAGCCUGGAAGAGAUGAGCAUGAGGCGGGGUUUCUUCAACCUGAAGAGAGAGGCUAAGCGUGAGUCCAAGAACAAACUGGAGAUCUCCAACCCCAUUCCCAUCAAAGUGGCCAGCAGCCAUGAGCUCACCCUCACUGACAUUGAAUCGGACGGCCUGAGUAACCGAAGCAGCAUGGUUCUGGAUGACCAGCUCAGCGCGGCCAGCUCCACUGAUGACUUGAAGGGUGAGGGUGGAGGACAGGACGGACACCGCGGCUCAGUACACGAGCGUGUCGCACACUUCGGUUCACUUGCCAGGCAGAACUCCUCGCAGGUGGGUCAAAUGAUGAAGCGCUUCUCCUUUUCCCAGAGGAGCAAAGAGGAGAGCCCUUCAGAGAGCUCCACCCCUUCGGGUCAGAACUCUGCUGCCCCAUCUCCGCAUGUGGAGAGCAAAGUUUUCAGCAUGCUCCGAAAGCACAGCCUCAAGCAGCAGCCUGAAGCACCAGUCACUAAAAAAGUGAGCAUCCCUGAGGUGGUCGACAAGACGUUCCCUGCACAGCUGCAGCUGCCGGCUGUGGUCGCACCCAGUGCGCCAGAAACACGUGAGCUGGAGCUCCAACGCCGCAACACGGGCGACUUUGGAUUUUCUCUGCGUCGCACUACUAUGCUGGACCGCAGCCUUGAUGGAGGAGUGUACAGGCGUGUUGUCCAUUUUGCUGAGCCUGGUGCCGGCACUAAGGAUCUGGCUCUUGGCUUGGUGCCUGGGGACAGGCUGGUGGAGAUAAAUGGAAAGAACGUGGAGAGCAAGAGCCGGGACGAGAUAGUGGAGAUGAUCCGUCAGUCCGGGGACACGGUGAGGCUGAAGGUGCAGCCAAUCCUGGAGCUGAGUGAGCUGAGCCGCUGCUGGUUGAGGAACACCGAGGGGCUUCGCAGGGAGGCCAGACAUGUGAAGACAGAGGAGCAGAUCUUAGCAGAGCAGGCCUGGUAUGGAUCAGAGAAGGUCUGGCUUGUCCACAAAGAUGGCUUCACCCUGGCCACUGUGGUUAAGACAGAGGAUGGUUCCCUGCCAGAGGGCAAGGUGAAAAUCAAACUGGAGCACGAUGGGACACUACUGGAUGUGGACGAAGACGACAUUGAAAAGGCCAACCCUCCAUCAUAUGACCGAUCAGAGGACCUGGCUUCACUGCUCUAUCUGAAUGAAUCCAGUGUGAUGCACUGUCUGAGGCAGCGCUAUGGAGGAAAUCUGAUUCACACCUACGCCGGAACCAACAUGGUGGUCAUCAACCCCCUCAGCACACCCUCCAUGUACUCUGAGAAGGUGAUGCACAUGUUCAAAGGCAGCCGGCGCGAUGACUCGGCUCCUCACAUCUACUCUGUGGCUCAGUCAGCCUACCGCAACCUGCUCACUACUCGGCAGGAUCAGUCAAUCGUGCUGCUGGGCAAAUCUGGCAGUGGCAAGACCACCAACUGUCAGCACCUGCUGCAGUAUCUGGUCUCCAUCGCUGGCAGCACGGGCAAAAUCUUCUCUGCUGAGAAGUGGCAGGCAGUCUACACCAUCCUGGAGGCUUUUGGCAACAGCUCCACGUCUAUGAACACUAAUGCCAGCCACUUCUCCCAUGUCGUGUCCCUCGACUUCGACCAGGCUGGGCAGGUGGCCUCUGCCUCUAUCCAGACGAUGCUGCUGGAGAAACUGAGGGUGAGCAGACGACCUGAGGGAGAGUCCACCUUCAACAUCUUUUACUACAUGUUGGCCGGAGCUGACAGCAGCCUGAGAACGGAGCUGCACUUUAACCAUCUGGCUGAGAACAGUGUUUUUGGGAUCAUACCACAGUCUAAGCCUGACGACAAGCAGCGAGCCUCGCAGCAGUUCACCAAGCUGCAGGCGGCCAUGAAAGUACUGGGCAUCUCUGGUGAUGAGCAGAAAGCCCUUUGGCUCAUCCUAGGGGCCAUUUACCACUUGGGAGCUGCUGGAGCCACUAAAGCGGGACGCAGGCAGUUUGCCCGUCAUGAAUGGGCCCAGAAAGCGGCCUACCUGUUGGGCUGCACUUUGGAGGAGCUCUCCUCUUCGAUCUUUAAGCACCAGGCCAAAGGGCUGCAGCAUUCCACGUCAUUCAGAGGAGCACCGGACGAGGGCGGCCAAGGCGACAGCUCAGGCUCUAAGGUUACAGCUCUGGAGUGUUUGGAGGCCAUGGCGUCAGGACUCUACUCUGAGCUCUUCACUCUUGUCAUCUCCCUCAUAAACAGAGCUCUGAAGUCCAGCCAGCACUCUCUGUGCUCGCUGCUGAUCGUGGACACUCCGGGUUUCCAGAAUCCGCGUCUGGCUCAACAGCAGCGAGGCGCCACAUUCGAGGAGCUCUGUCAUAACUACACCCAGGAGAGGCUGCAGACCCUGUUCCACGAACGCACCUUCGUCCAGGAGCUAGAGAGAUACAAGGAGGAAAACAUAGAACUUGCUUUAGAUGACAUAGAGUGCAGUACCUCACGGUCUGUAGCAGCUAUUGACCAAGCCUCAUCCCAAGCUCUGGUUCGCACCUUGGCCAGGAAGGACGAGGCUCGGGGACUUCUGUGGCUGAUGGAGGAGGAGGCUGUUCAGCCUGGAGGUUCAGAGGAAACGAUGCUGGAGAGACUGUUCAGCUACUACGGCUCUGCACAGGGAGAAAACAAAGGAGCUAGUCUGCUGCUGCGAGGAGAGAAGCCCCACCUCUUUCUGCUUGGUCAUAGCCACGGGACGAACUGGGUGGAGUACAAUGCUCAGGGUUGGUUGAGCCAUGCCAAGCACAACCCUGCUGCCCAAAACGCUGCCACACUGCUACAGGACUCCCAGAAGAAGAAUAUCAGUGGGCUGUUUAUGGGCCGGGCCAGCGGGGCCACCGUGUUGUCGGGCUCCAUCGCUGGUCUGGAAGGCAGCUCUCAGCUCGCCCUGCGACGGGCCACCAGCAUGAGGAAAACCUUCACCACAGGUGUGGCUGCUGUCAAGAAGAAGAGCCUGUGUAUCCAGGUCAAACUCCAAGUGGACGCUCUGAUUGACAUGGUUCGUCGCUCCAGGGUUCACUUUGUCCACUGCCUGCUGCCCAAAGCAGAGGCAGUGGGAGGAGGAGGUGAGCCUCGUGUGACACACGGUGAGAGCCCUGACUCGGGCCUUAUGACUCUGGACGUCGGCCUCCUGAGAGCUCAACUCCGAGGGUCAAAGCUGCUGGAUGCACUGCGCAUCUAUAGGCAAGGGUACCCAGACCACAUGGUGUUCUCUGAGUUCCGCAGGCGCUUUGAUGUCCUGGCACCCCAUCUGACCAAGAGGCACGGCCGCAACUACAUUGUCACAGAUGAGAAGAGGGCGGUGCAGGAGUUGCUGGAGUCCUUGGAGCUUGAGAAGAGCAGCUACCACAUGGGGCUGAGCAGGGUCUUCUUCAGAGCAGGGAUUCUAUCCAAGCUGGAGGAGCAGCGGGACGUUAAGACCAGGAGGAACAUCUCUCUGUUCCAGGCUGCCUGCAGGGGAUACUUGGCCAGACAGGCCUUCAAGAAGAGGAAGAUUCAGUAUUUGGCCAUCCGCUGCAUCCAGAAGAACAUAAAGAAGAAUCGUGGUGUGAAAUUUUGGCCUUGGUGGAAGCUCUUCACCACCGUCAGACCUCUGAUAGAGGUGCAGCUCACUGAGGAACAGAUCCGCGGGAAGGACGAAGAGAUCCAGCAGCUGAAGCAGAAGCUGGAGAAGGUGGAGAAAGAGAGGAAUGAGCUGAGACUCAACAGUGACCGCCUUGAGAGCCGGAUCUCAGAGCUGUCGUCAGAGCUGGCUGAUGAGCGGAACACCGGGGAGUCUGCCUCCCAGCUGCUGGAGACUGAAACUUCUGAGAGACUGCGUCUGGAGAGGGACACGAAGGACCUGCAGACCAAGUUUGACGGCAUGACGAAACAGAUGGAGUCGAUGGAGAUGGAGGUGAUGGAGGCUCGUCUCAUCAGGGCUUCUGAGCUCAACGGAGAGAUGGACGAUGACGACACAGGAGGAGAAUGGAGGUUGAAGUAUGAGCGAGCCAUCAGAGAGAUUGAGUUCACCAAGAAGCGACUGCAGCAGGAGUUUGAAGACAAGCUGGAGGUGGAGCAGCAGAACAAGCGGCAGCUGGAGAGGAGGAUCAGCGACCUGCAGGCCGACAACGAGGAGUCCCAGCGAAACGUCCAGCAGCUGAAGAAAAAGACCCAGCGACUGACGGCUGAACUGCAGGACACCAAACUGCACCUGGAGGGCCAGCAGAGCCGCAACCACGACCUGGAGAAGAAGCAGAGAAAGUUCGACAGCGAGCUGAGUGGUGCCCAGGAGGAGGUGCAGAGGGAGAAGACCCUGAGGGAGAAACUGGCCCGAGAAAAGGACUUGCUGGCAGGAGAGGCGUUCAGCCUCCGACAGCAACUGGAGGACAAGGACCUGGAGGUGUGUGCAGUCAACCUGAAACUUGACCAGCUGGAGGCCGAGCUACAGGACCUCAAUUCCCAGGAGUCCAAAGAUGAAGCAUCACUGUCCAAGGUAAAGAAGCAGCUUCGUGACUUGGAGGCCAAGGUGAAGGACCAGGAGGAGGAGCUAGAUGAGCAGGCCGGCUCCAUCCAGAUGUUAGAACAGGCCAAGCUGCGUCUGGAGAUGGAGAUGGAGCGCUUGCGCCAAACCCAUUCCAAGGAGAUCGAGAGCAAAGACGAUGAGGUGGAGGAGAUCAGACAGUCAUGCAACAAGAAGCUGAAGCAAAUGGAGGUUCAGCUUGAGGAAGAGUACGAUGAGAAGCAAAAGGUGCUGAAAGAGAAGAGAGAGCUGGAGUCAAAGCUUCUAUCCGCAAAGGACAAGGUGAGAAGUGGAGACAUAGAGACUGAGAAGCGUUUGAGGAAGGACCUGAAAAGAACCAAGGCUCUUCUGGCUGAUGCCCAGAUCAUGUUGGACCACAUAAAGAACAAUGCACCAAGCAAGAGGGAGAUCGCCCAGCUCAAGAAUCAGCUGGAGGAGUCUGAGUUCACCUGUGCGUCCGCAGUUAAAGCUCGUAAGUCCAUGGAGGUGGAGAUUGAAGACCUACACGUCCAGAUGGAGGACAUCUCCAAAAUGAAGCAGGCGCUUGAGGAGCAGAUGAGUCGUGUUCAGAGGGAGAAGAACGACGUACAGUCCAGAAUGGAGGAGGACCAGGAGGACCUGAACGAGCUGAUGAAGAAACACAAGGCUGCUGUGUCACAGUCAGCCCAGAACCUGGCUCAGAUCAGUGAUCUACAGGCCCAGUUGGAAGAGGCCCUCAAGGAGAAGCAGGAGGUUCAGGAGAAGAUGCAAGCUCUGCAAAGCCAGCUGGAGUUCCAGGAGCAGUCAAUGGUGGAGAAAUCCCUCGUCAGCCGGCAGGAGGCCAAGAUCCGUGAGCUUGAGACCAAGCUGGAGUUUGAGAAGACCCAGGUCAAACGCCUGGAGAGCCUCGUGACUCGUCUCAAGGAGAACAUGGAGAAGCUGAUGGAGGAACGAGAUCAACGCAGCAGCAGCGAGAAUCGAGAGAAGGAACAGAACAAACGUAUGCAGAGACAGAUCCGCGACACCAAAGAGGAGAUGGCCGAACUGGCCAAAAAGGAAGCCGAGGCUAGCCGCAAGAAACAUGAGCUGGAAAUGGACAUUGAGAGCCUAGAAGCUGCUAAUCAGAGCCUACAGGCAGACCUCAAGUUGGCCUUCAAAAGAAUUGGUGACCUCCAGGCUGCCAUCGAGGAUGAGAUGGAGAGUGAAGACAAUGAAGACCUCAUUAACAGUUUGCAAGACAUGGUGACAAAGUAUCAGAAACGGAAGAACAAAACUCCAGGGGAUUCAGACACCGACUCCGAGGUGGAGGAUCGUGUGGAUGGGGUGAAGUCCUGGUUGUCCAAAAGCAAAGGUUCUGCCAAGAACCUCUCAGAUGAUGGCAGUCUCAAGAGCUCCAGCCCCCCCGGUCGAAGACGCUACUACUUCAGUAGAUCUGAUGAAGAGGAGGAAGAAGAAGAAAAAGACGAGGGCGGGGCAGCCCAGGGCUCCAACCACUCCCGAUCCAGAUAUGGCAGCCAAAUAAAAGACGAUGACAGCGAGGACAGGCCUUAUGAGACCACAUCGUAGUCCUCACUGUCAUCACCCACCGUAGAAACCGCUCCCUCAUUCCACUGUCACAGUUUGUCUUGCAUGCGCAGUCGACCACAGUGUUGAUCAGAUGGUCACAACCACAUAACCUUAACACUCACAACCUUGCAAGAGAGCACGGACGCUGAACCGCUGAUGAUGUUCAUGACCCUCGGUCAGCAGAGGCAAAUCCUCUCAGGGUUUGGUCCGAGCCUGACGAACCUCCCAGUCCUUCUGACUCCUCACUCAUCGGUAUAACCUCACUGCACACACUGCAGCUCUGGUAUUAGCGACUCCACUCUGCUGGCUGCAUGCAAGCAGCAGUUGCUUGGUUUGAGCAGCCAGUCACGGUUGUUACUGACCCAUAGAACUUGAGGUUGCAUUGAUAAUAGCUUCUUUCUCUCCCUCUCUUUGUCUAUGUCACUCUUCCUCUCUUCUUUAAAUAUAGUACACUACAACAAUAUAAAUUGCCACUGUACAAUGUAUUGCCAAAAAGCCUUUGUUCCAAGUAUGUGUGCACAUUGUUUUUUUUGUAUUUCCACUUGAUGCCGAAGUCUGGGAAAAGUUCCAGCUUUUUUCUUCUUCUUCUUCUUCUUUCCUUUUUGGGAUAAGUGCCAUUUGACUUAAGUGGGCUCCUCUACAGCUGGCUUCUCUGCAGCUGUGCGUUUCAUGAGCUGCCGCACUGUACACUGAAGAUGCUCUCAUUAUCAUCUGCUUGUUUUUGGUUUGCCUGAAAAGUUGUCUGCCUUUUGCUGGCAAAUUACCUCUUCCUCACAGGGGAAGAGGAUUGCAUCACUUACCGCUCCGUCACAGAAGCGCCGCAGAGAUUCGUUUCCCUCCUGUUGAAUCUUUAGAAAUUGAUGUUUUGACAGAUUUGUUUUGCAGAGGACCGCUGUCAAGCAAAUCAUUUCCACGGGUUUUGAGCUUACCUCUGUGAAAUGCCUCGUCUCGUUUUAUUGUGACUUGAUUUGACUACACACUCGCCAGAAUUAGUGGAAGAGACUUUGUCCUUGUGCUUGUCGUUCACAUGCUGUCUGUGUUUUAAGUUUGAUGUGCUUUACUUCUCCAAAGGGAAUUUAUUUAACCUUGGGCACUAAUCACUUGUCGUUUUAAUACAAAAACCCCUGAGCGUAUGGAAUCCUCAGCCAGCAUGAAAAAAGAACAAGCUGCGUUAUUCUCUCAUUUUAUUAUUCUUAACAAAUCACAUGGAAAGACUAUAACCAGUCAUGUGUUUUCUCAACCUUCGGGAAUACUAUGUGUAAGAAAAUAUCCUUUUUUUCCCCUUAGCUUUCAACCACAUUUCUCAGCAUUCUGCUUUGGAAGGCCUCACAGUCCCACCUAACACAAAAUUUACUGGCCACUAUAGUUUUUUUUUUGUAGGGGGGGGUACUGGGAACUUGCUAGUGCUGUACAGCGACUGUAUAUAAAGAUUGACAACAUGACAGCUACUCAGAAGUGAAGCCCCCUGCUGGUUGCAGCACAGAUAAUAAACCAUCAUUUUCUAACAGGUUUGGGUUUUAAUUUGUUAUUGUAUGUUAUGAAAACACGAGUAGACAUCAUGAUUGACAAGUGAGAUUGUUUUGUGAUAGGUUGGGGGGGUGCAUCAGUGGGACUUUGUUACCAUGGCUUACUGAUGUUGUCACCGGCGCAACAUGGCAUCGCCCUUAUCCGAGAUAAUAUACCUUCAUUUUCAUACAGUGGGAGGAAGUGAACACGUGUCAUAUUCACAUACAGUCAUUGGUCAAUAAUAACAGCUCAGCCAGCCGGGUUAUGAGUGGAUAUGAAUUGGUUGGUCAAACUUUAUAUCUGUACACUUAACUGCAGUGUAUGCUGCUGGAUGCAACACAGCUAAUAGGACAAAGAUCCCUACAAAUUAAAGAUGCUUACCUCUCCUUGAUUAAACUGUGUUGUUAAACCACACGUUACUUCUUAGGCAGAUUGUUGUCACAUUCAGUCUGAACAUUCCCCUGUUAACAGGUAGGGUGACGGUCAUGUAAAUCUUGUCCUGCUCCUAAUACAAUGACAAUAUAGAACAUUUCAUUUUAAUUUCCAACUAAUUUUGAAUAAUGGACAGAUCAGCCUGGCCAAUGUCCCUGAAAACCUCUCUGCAUGAUUUGCCGUUGGUGAGAUUGGUACAAAUUUAAAUCAUGGAAUCAGAUGGACCGAUUGAAAUAAAUGUCUUUUCAUGGGUUUUGAUGAUAAUAAGAAAAAACGUGGAUAUCACCAGCCUCCUUUAAAGCCUCGUCGGGUUCUUUAACGGUCACUUCAUCAACUGGACAGAACUGCAGCCCGUAUAACAAAUACUGUGAAAACACUGUCAGCAUCUUUGAGGCCUGUUUCCUGUAAAAAAAAAAAAGAAAAAAAGACCAGUGAUGCCACUCAAAAAAAGAUCCUGCAUUUUCACAUUAGCUUAAGGCUUACGGCCAUUACUCUUUGGUCAGCUGUUGGGGAUCUACUCAGUAGCAUUACGAUUUUAACUGAUAACCAUUUCCAGUCCAGAAGAGCGUGACUUGGCAUUUGGGGGCUGGAGAAACAAAAAAGUGGAAGUUCUUCAUUGUGGGAGAAAUUGGUUCGUCAUCUUUAUUCUCUAUGCAGUCAACAAGUGUGCAAAUGUGUUUUUUUGGAUUGACCCUGAUAGUGUCUGGCUUGAACAGGAAAUAGAACUCGAGAGCAGACAUGAUGUUGAUGGCUGCACACAGUAUUUAUAUAUAAAUAUGUGUAUGAUUCAUGCUAGCUUCGAAAAUACUUCAUUUUUAUUUUCAUUAUUGAACAAAUUGACCACUUGGUAUAAAUUUUGCAUUACAGUUUAAUAUAUUGUAAAUAAAUGAUGGUGAUUGUUUUAGAGUGGA
Platichthys flesus (European flounder) is the source of this 9498-nucleotide messenger RNA. RefSeq names its product myosin XVIIIA b (gene myo18ab). Gene Ontology annotation, molecular function: cytoskeletal motor activity; protein binding; ATP binding. The transcript is spliced from 42 exons. Bases 500 to 6649 code for a protein of 2049 amino acids. NCBI's taxonomy places the organism in Eukaryota, Metazoa, Chordata, Actinopteri, Pleuronectiformes, Pleuronectidae. The record is from RefSeq and is a predicted model, not a curated record. Gene Ontology annotation, cellular component: myosin complex.